AUGACUGAUGUAAUUUGGAGGCUGAGUGCUCCGUCGUCAGGUUCAUUGCGUCGCCGUGCGCGAGAACGCAAGCGCGCGGAACAGACGCGGGCUGACGGAGAGCGCAUAGCUCGGGAGAAGCGUGAGCUGCUAGCUAGGGAGAAAUUUGAACAACAACGGAAGGUUCGUGAAGAACUGGCUAAAUACCAGCCGUGGGGCCGCGCGGGCGGUGGCGCGCCCAAUCCUCGAGGCAUACGGUUUACGAAGAUCCGUGAUAAAGGAAUUUUUCCUGAAGACGAACUAAGGGGUGUAUCUAUACACCAAGCUUGUAAGCGGUGGUCAUCUACGCCACGUCGUCACCGCCAGACACCAGUGAAGUUACGAGAAGACCCACAGAUAUGUUAUGCUGAUCCAUUAAAACAGAGCGUGGACAACGAUAUAAGAUAUCGACAAACGCCCGACGAACAAAAACAUUACAAGCAAAUAUUAGACGAAAUGGUAAUAAAAAAGAAAAAAGCAGCAAGAGAGGAGAUGAAGCAAAAUUUAGAGUAUGAGCGGAAAAUGCACGCUAUGGACGGACCUUGGGGUAAACCUGGACCUGGUGGUACUAUAUGGAGGAACCCUCGAGAUAUUGGGCUAAAUUUCUCUAAGUCUAUGGGUUGGACAGACAAUGAAAUUUUUACAAAAUUAAAAGGGGACCAAGGGCGCUGUAGAGGAUCUUCGCUAGCUUUACCUAAAGUAAAGGGAGACGAUGAUAUAAAAGAGGAUUCGCCUAAUAAAGAAAACAUUAAACCAUCACGAGUUGAUAAAUUACCAGAAAUUAACCACGCUACCAGUCCAAAGGUAAAGAUUGCAGAGUCACGAAGAUUCAGCGUUGAGGUCAAAAUGAAAAAUGAUACAAAAGAGGAAGUUAGACGAAGUCCGAAGAGUACUAAAUUUGUAAAAAGAUUGACUAAUGGGGAUAAAGUAAGAAGAGUUGUACUAGAUGACACCUAUGACACCGGAAAGGUUAUUGUAGUAGAGAAGAAGCCAACGCCGGAGAAUGCCAUUUUGCACGUCACAGGAGGUGUAGAGUUGGUCCCACUUCUAGCUAGGCGAAGACGCGUUGGUGCUCGUACUCUGCCAUCUAGUGAUGUCACUAGACCACCGGACCAGUCAUGUCAAUGGCGGGAGAUGCUCAACAUGGAUUACUUGAGAGAAUUAAAACAACAAAUGCAAGUGAAAUGUAUUCAAAAUGAGGCCAAACGUCUAGAUUCUGCGGAGAGUGUGAAACGUCAUCAUGAAACCUGGGAGUCUUUGUGGGGGAGGCAGGGGCAUGGUGCUCCGCUGCGCGGCAAGUACGCAAGGAACAAUCUCGCUCAACUACUCUACGUAGCGCCGCUGACCAAUGCUCAAUAG
This is a messenger RNA of Arctia plantaginis, 1377 nucleotides long. The record is from the annotation of a GenBank genome assembly. Lineage: Eukaryota; Metazoa; Arthropoda; Insecta; Lepidoptera; Erebidae.